Messenger RNA from Loa loa (African eye worm), 828 nucleotides. RefSeq lists its product as hypothetical. The coding region runs from base 1 to 828 and encodes 275 amino acids. The record is from RefSeq and is a predicted model, not a curated record. NCBI's taxonomy places the organism in Eukaryota, Metazoa, Nematoda, Chromadorea, Rhabditida, Onchocercidae. The transcript has a single exon.
AUGGCAACUCGUUCAACCGUUGGAAUGAUAGCUGAUAAUACAGCUCCUAAUACUUCAAGAACUAGUACUAAAGCAGUAUCAUCUAUUGAUCCAGUUUCUGUUACUUCUAAAAUAGAUGAAAUUCCAAUCAUUGGAACAGAAUCUAAAGCAGUAUCCAUUAAUACAACUCCUGAUACUAAAUUAAUAUCUGAAAUAGCAUCUGUUAAUAUGACUAAUAGUACUAAAAAAACAUUACCUAAAAUAGUAUCUAUUGAUAAUUCUUCACCUUAUAAAACUAUUUCCGGUAUGACAACUAUUUUCAAUCAUUAUCCAAAUUCACAUUUACAAUCUGCUAUAUUAAAUGAUAAAAAAUCAUCGAAUACAAAAAUGGUAACGAAUUCAUUAUUAAAGCCUAUUUUAUCUCAUGCAACAAGUACAAUGAUGAUCUCAGCAUCACAAACUAUUGAAACUAAAAUUACCGAACGAAAUUUCAAAAAAUCAGAUUUGCAAUUAGCGCAAAAAAUUCGUCAACAACAAAAAGAUGAUAAAUUAAAAAUGGAACCAAACUAUAUCCGAUUACGAGCAAGUAGUACCAGUCCAAUUAUUACAUAUAGUCAGUCAGCGCCAAAAACACGAUUAGAUCAAUGGAAAUUAGGAAUGAAUCAACAACAACAACAACAACAACAGCAAUCAAUUAAUCAAAAUUGGAUCAAUAAUAAAAAUAAUAGCAAUAAUGAUAGCGAUAAUCAUAAUAAUAUUAAUAAUAAUAAUAAUAGAAUAUUGCCAUCAUCUUUUUUUUCCAUUUCAUUAUUUUCACUUAUAUUCUUGCUUCGAAUGCUAUCUUUAUGA